GGGUUCUGUGAUCUCCUGCUCUGGUGGCGGGUGUGCCCUGAGAGGUCUGGAGAAGAUUACUGAGACGUUUCAAAGGAAGCCGGCACCCAGGCAGGACGUGAGGACCGAGACUCACCGACUGCGGCCACUUCCCGAGGGGCUGGGGGCGCGCCAGUUGGAAGGUGGGAGGCGGAGUUGCCCGGCUUCUGGGAUGAGACCAAAGGAAUGAGUAAUUGGAAAUUCUGUGACAGACCCAAACCCUUUAGCCCUUUCACCCCGAACCCCCUGCCGAGAGGCAAGGGGACUGGAGACAAGGAGACGUGGUGGAGGGAGAAUCACGUUUCGGAGAGGGAAGUGAAAUAAAGAGGGCGGCACCCGGGGGGACCUGUGCGUCAUUGAGGGACCGAAGAGAAGCGAGGGCGCACGGGGUGGAAAAGGGGAAGUGGGAGCGAGAAGCGGGAGGGGGCGGCCGCGUAGCGCGGUGGAGCCCCGCGAAGCGCCGGAGCCUCCAGCCUUCUCCCGCCGCGCCCCGGCUGCCCGCAGCCUUGCGCUCUCGCCGCGACCCUCCGCGCUCCGGAUUCCGCAGGCUGGGCGCCCGCCGCGCGCAGAAUGUGGCCUCGGACGGGACUCCGGCCCCGCACGCCCUGGCGCUGGGCGCUGGCGCUGCUGACCCUGGGCGGCGCGGGGCUGGGCCACCCCGGCCCGCAGCCCAAGCACCCCGCGAGGCCCGGCUCCAGGAACAAGAACUGGUGCGCCUACAUCGUGAACAAAAAUGUGAGCUGCUCUGUGCUGGAGGGAAGUGAGAGUUUUAUUCAGGCUCAGUACAACUGUGCCUGGAACCAGAUGCCCUGCCCGUCAGCGCUGGUGUAUCGCGUGAACUUCAGACCCAGAUAUGUCACCAAGUACAAGCAGGUGACACAGUUGGAAUGGAAGUGCUGCCCUGGCUUUAGAGGAGCAGACUGCCAAGAAGGUCCCAGAGACCCCAUGAAGACUCCACGCCCCACGCCCGCUCGGCCUCGAAACAGCUUGAAGAAACCCACAGACAAUGAACCAAGCCACGUCUCAGAGCCCAAGAAGACUUUGUCACUAACUCCAGCAGCAGAACCAAGUCAGACAGUAGAUCCAAAGCAGGGUCCCCAAGAACUUCAGGAUAAGAAAAUCCAGGUGCUUGAGGAAAAGGUUCUUCGACUCACAAGGACGGUUCUUGAUCUCCAGUCUUCCAUUGCUGGAGUGAACGAAAACCUCAAACAUAGCAUUCAAGAUGAUGCCAGCAAAAUGCUGGCAUCAUGGCUUAGUAACAUGCACCCCCAGCCAGUGCCUGACAGUGCUAUUGGUGGAGAUACAGAAAUAGUCCAGCUUCCUGGUGUCCUCAACAAUACGGAAUCUGGCAUGAAGGACAUUAAGUCUGAAUUGGCCGAAGUCAAGGAUGCUCUGAGGACCAAGAGUGACAAGCUGGAAGAGCUGGAUGGGAAAGUGAAGGGUUAUGAAGGGCAACUCAAACAGCUCCAGGAGGCUUCCCAGGGCCCCAUAGUGACCAUGGCGACCAGCGAAAUCUACCAAGCUUAUGUUGAUAGUAGGAUUGAUGCCCUGAGAGAGGAGAUCAUGGAGGGAAUGGACAGAAAGCUGGCUGAUCUGAAGAACUCGUGUGAGUACAAGCUGGUUGGUCUCCAACAGCAGUGUGAUGACUAUGGGAGCAGCUACCUAGGAGUGAUCGAGCUUAUAGGAGAGAAGGAAACAAACCUGAGAAAAGAAAUAGAUGACCUUCGAGCUCGGAUACAGGAUCCUUCAGCCCAGUCAAAUUGCUGCGAUGGUGAAAGGAGUGGUGACUUUGGGCAACAGAUCAAAAUAUUAGACCAGAAAAUCGAAAGAGUUACUGAAGCUACAAGAAUGCUGAAUGGACGAAUGGACAAUGAGUUUGACAGACUCAUAGUUCCAGAGCCAGAUGUGGACUUCGAUGCAAGAUGGAAUGAACUAGAUGCAAGGAUCAACGUGACAGAGAAGAAUGCAGAAGAACAUUGCUUUUACAUUGAAGAAACUCUCAGGGGGACCAUUAAUGGAGAGGUGGAUGACUUGAAGCAACUUUUUGAUCAAAAAAUACAGUCUCUGGAAAAGCGUCUGGGGAGCGUUCUCCUAGAGACGGCCAACAGCACUGAUGCGGAACUCGCACCCCCAUCAUCAGCCCUACCAGGUAUGUCAGGGGCUGGGGGCGAACAGGUCCUAAUGGAAUUAAACCGCUUGAAGGACAAAGUUCAAGUUGUCGAGGAUGUUUGCCUGCAGAACUUCCAGGGAGAGCUUCAUAGGACAAAAGAUACUUUGCCCCAUGGAGAAGACCACACAGUGGGUGACAGUUUGAGCCUUUUGAAAUCUCUAAAUGACACGAUGCAUAGAAAGUUUCAAGAAACCGAACAUAGCAUCCAGAAACUUCAACAAGAUUUUAGUUUUCUUUAUGCUCAACUAAACCACACGGAAGACGAUAUGAAUCAUCUUCAGAAUCAGCUGAGCAAGUGUAAAGAAGGUAAAAACGCUGGAGUGGGUGGAUUUUCUAAGGGGGGUGAGCGAGGAAGGGCGGUGGAAUCCCUCCCGUCUCCCCAGGCCCCCGUGGCGCAUUGCUGUGGCCAGCUGGAGGAGAGGUGGCACAGGCUGCAGAGCCAGGUCCGUUCGGAGCUGGACACGUGUAAGGAAAAUACGCAUGGGGUCCAGAGGGAGUUCUCCGUGGUUGAGGACAGGGUUUCUCAAAUGGAGAAAACCUGCAGCAAACUGGACUCCAUCUCAGGAAAUCUUCAGAGGAUAAAGGAAGGGCUUAACAAGCAUGUCAACAGCCUGUGGAGCUGUGUCAGGCAGAUGAAUGGGACACUCCGGUCACAUUCCAGAGACAUUUCUGGCCUGAAGAAUUCUGUCCAGCAGUUUUAUAGCCACGUUUUCCAGAUUUCUACUGACUUGCAAGAUCUGAUCAAAUUUCAACCAUCAGCAACAGACGAGCCCUCAGAAACGCCCCCGCCUCCGCCCCGAGGGAAGGCCCCGCAGGCCCCUGAGAGGCCUCCACAGCUGGCAGAGGCCCCCACGGAGCCAUCUCAUCCAGAGCUGACCCCUCCGUCACUGCCAAGGCCCGGUGCGCUCCCACCUCCCGAGGACCCUGAACAACGGCUGCACACAGGCCAGCAGCCUGUCCUGCCUGAGAGGCCACCACAGCUGCUGCCCCCACCAGCAUGGCCUAGCUGGACAGGGCUGCCGUUCUUGCCUGGCUCCACUGGGGUCAUUAUGGAGACUGGAGAGGCUGGGCCUCCGGGGAGGCUGGGCGUGUCCGGGAAGGGCCUGCCCCACGGGGUGGAUGGCCACACCAGGCAGGUGCCCAUUCCCAGUGCUGAAGGCUUCGCUGGAGCACCAGGAUACCCCAGGUCACCUCCUAUAGCCUCUCCAGGGCUUGUGGCACCUUCUCUGGUGUCUUUCUCUGCGGGGCUCACCCAGAAGCCUUUCCCCAGCGAUGGGGGCGUCGUCCUCUUUAACAAAGUGCUGGUCAAUGAUGGGGACGUGUACAACCCCAACACUGGGAUCUUCACGGCUCCAUACGAUGGGCGCUACCUGAUCACAGCCACCCUCACUCCUGAGAGGGACGCGUAUGUGGAAGCUGUCCUGUCGGUCUCCAAUGCCAGUGUGGCCCAGUUGCACACAGCCGGCUACAAGAGAGAAUUCCUGGAAUAUCACCGGCCCCAAGGAAGUUUGCACACUUGCGGGGGCCCAGGGGCAUUCCAUCUUAUUGUGCACUUAAAGGCAGGAGAUGGUGUCAACAUCGUGGUGACAGGGGGCAGGUUGGCUCACACGGACUUCGAUGAAAUGUACUCCACAUUUAGUGGGGUUUUCUUAUAUCCUUUCCUUUCUCACCUCUAGGGUGCAGGGGAAUGGGGGAAAAGAGUUGUAAGAACUGGAAAGCUUUAAUAUAUUCAGUUUAUGUAUGUAACUGGAACACUGGUCUAGUUUUCUAGACAUCCCACCACUUCCCCCAAGGUAAAGAAAGGCCUUACCUGGCUGUAGAGGCCACCAUACCUUAGAGUUCCCCAGCAGGCAGCAAGGAGUUCUCCAGCAAGGUUAACAUGGCCACCAGUUUGUCACUCCGAGGGAUAGCUGAAAAGUUGGACAUACCUCUACCUGUAAGUCAGGUCCUCCCUGUCUCUCACACUUCCGGCUCUGUGCCAAGGGGCCUGAGCUGGGCCUAUAGGGUGCCAACUGUGGAGACUCAAACUGCUACUCUGUAGGGCUGUCACAGAAUCACAUCCUGAUAGAGAAGGAAGAGCUGCUGGAUACAGGCCUGAGAAGAGGCGGGCUGGCCAAAAUUGGUACCUGUGGCUAGUCUACAAGAAAGCAAACCUGUCACCAACUAAGUUUAUUUACAUGGCAUGCAGGAGAGAAGUUUAAACACUGAAGUGCUGAAAUGGCACAUAGUACCACUCAGAGACCUGAGGUUUACAGUCUGGGCUGUCCCGGGUUUGGUGCACCACUGCUCACCCGAGCCUCUGCCCAGCUGUGCAGGGAUGCAUGAGACUGUAUCACUUGUUUGGCUCCUUGAAUGACAAGUACAAUUUAAGUGCAAAGACAGGGAGUGCCAAUAAAGAUGUAAAACCACUAAACCAUUUCAAGUUACUUACGUCUGGUGCCUUAUGGAUGGAGAGUUACUUAAAAGCAAACUGCAGAAAGGUAAUUGACUUUUCGAUGGCCAUAGAAAGUAAGCUUGAAUAAAUUAACCUCAACUGUUUACCCCA
Molecule: messenger RNA, 4733 nt
Organism: Pteropus alecto (black flying fox)
Lineage: Eukaryota; Metazoa; Chordata; Mammalia; Chiroptera; Pteropodidae
Gene: EMILIN2
Product: elastin microfibril interfacer 2
Exons: 9
Coding region: 589-3864 (1091 amino acids)
Molecular function (GO): protein binding
Source: RefSeq, a predicted model, not a curated record